Molecule: messenger RNA, 396 nt
Organism: Miscanthus lutarioriparius
Lineage: Eukaryota; Viridiplantae; Streptophyta; Magnoliopsida; Poales; Poaceae
Source: the annotation of a GenBank genome assembly
AUGGCGUCGGCGGCCAUGCUCCGGUCCGCUGCCCGCUCGCUCCGGCUCCGGAAGCCCCUGGAGCCGGAGCGGUGCCUUCUGGCAAGGCGAUUCCUCAGCAGCAGCUCCGUACCCACCGAGAGACACACAUGUUCCCCCUCCUCGAAUAAGCCUUUGAAAGGCAUCAUGGAACAGAAAAGUCACGUUAAUGAGAAGCCGGAAAACAUUUAUAAACGACUAUUGAUGAAGGUCGAUAAGAUUUCUGAAGGCUUGGAUGAACACUCACGUUUACUUAAGGAGCUUGAGGCUGAGAUAAAAGAAAAUAACAAAACUUCCUCACUUGAUGAAUUUGCAGCAGUUUCUUGUUUCUCUAAAGAAUAUCUGGGCCUGCAAGUAGAAAACCUGCAAGAGAAGUGA